AGAGGGAGCGGACAGAGGACUGGAGAGAGGGAUAAAUAGCAGUUGAAGAGGGGAGAAGAGGAGAGAAGAGGGGACACUGACUGCUGCAACCUGCGAUAUCUGCAUACAUCAAGAUAUAGCGCGGGACUUAAAUCUUAAUUUGAUGACUAAUUAACGGUUCUGGUGAAUGCGCCAAAACGCACUCAUUGGGUAUUUUCUCAGCCAGCACGUCCAACUUUUCUUUUUCUUCUCAUCACGGGCUGACCCUCGUUUGCUGGUACGUACCGAGGCUCUCCUCUCUGCUCAUCACUUGGAUCUCGACUUGGACCCCUCUUGCUGUGAUCCGGAUCGGCUAUCUUAUCUGUGAUGGGGGCAGCGGCGGAGGUUGGAAGCUUCGUCAACGGAUUUGUGGACAGCUUUGGCCCCGCGGGCGCCGCUCCGGCUCCCGUUGGCUCUCAUUUCGUUCUCACACCAGCUGGGGCGGUGGACUACAACUCGGUGACCGGACUGAUGAUGGGGGGACAGGGCCAGCAGCAGGACCACCUGGUGUCCGCGGAAAGGCUGUCCCGGAGCCUGGCGGACCUUAGCCAUCUGAAAGGGAUUCUGAGGCGGCGGCAGCUCUACUGCAGGACCGGCUUCCACCUGGAGAUCCGUCCCGACGGAACCGUGCAGGGCACCAGGAAGGACCACAGCAUUUUCGGUAUUUUGGAGUUCAUCAGUCUAGCUGUGGGUCUGGUUAGCAUCAGAGGGGUGGACAGUAGCCUCUACCUCGCCAUGAACAGCAAAGGAGAACUGUAUGGAUCGGAGAAGCUCUCUGCAGAAUCUGUUUUUAAGGAGCAAUUUGAAGAAAACUGGUACAACACCUACUCAUCCAACCUCUACCGGCAUGGAGAAAAAGGUGCAUUUUACUUUGUUGGUUUGAACAAAGAUGGGACGUCCCGGGAUGGAACGAGGUCAAGGCGACAUCAGAGGUUCACUCACUUUCUACCAAGGCCUGUAGACCCGGAUAGAGUACCGGAGCUAUACAGGGACAUACUGGGCCAGAGCUGAGACUGACGGGGCAUUACCAUGACCCUGUCAGAGCCAGUCUGAGCUGAAAGGCAACCCAAGUGCACCUAAUCCUAAACCCCUUCUUGAGGGACAUGGAAAAUCCUGUUGAUCUGGGGAUCAUAAAAAGUGCUCCAAAUCAACACUCUCCACCAAUGGCAUGGAGGAAGAAAAGAGACUUUCUAUGAACCACACUAGCCGGGGAGUUUGACUUAACAGCACUAGGGAUCUUCUGUGGAAGAUGUGAAGGCCCCUUGACAGACGCAGGCAUCUGGGCCCCUAAUAUUGCCCCUUUAUUGGCCUAUGCAGAGGCUCCAGUGGCUAAACAGAUGACUUUUGGAUUUGUUUAAGUUUCCCUGCAAGUCCAAAAAUGCAUGUUAAAGAGGACAAAAGUGUGGGAACUAAUAAGUGAGAUUAACAACUGGCUGCUAGUAUAUUGCUUUUUACUUCUGUGGCUGAUGAGUCUUGACAAUUCCACUGUUUUCAGUUAAUUUUAUUCAAAACACUACUGUGGCUGCUAAGUAAAUUAUUUAUAAAAAUGCUUAAUCCACUGGCUGGUUUACACUAAAAAGUAGUUUCAUGCACUGGAAAUCAGCCAUGUCUGUUUUGGGAAACAAAUCUGAGAGUUGGGGGAAUCACUAAUAACGGACAGUCUUCUGGGAUGGCUCGGAAGGAUUCUCCUUUGAAACUGCUCCAAAGAGAGAUGCUGCUCAGAACUUUAUGACUUUUUUACAAAGCCACGCGGAACAAGCAAAGAAGUGCUGAUCCAAUGGAGUUUUAUAAGGACUUGUUCUGUGGUGUACAGUGGCGAAAUACUGCGUGUUCUGUUGGAACUCUAGAGAUGCUUUCUAGAACCCAGUGAAGGAUUUCUGUUGCUCUUCCACCGACUGCGGUCAAACAACGAGCACAGGACCGACAAAGACACCUUUACCUGUUGACAGAUUGUAUUCUUAUUUAUAAGUUUUUGUUUCCUAGGACAUACAUAU
Molecule: messenger RNA, 2012 nt
Organism: Anarrhichthys ocellatus (wolf-eel)
Lineage: Eukaryota; Metazoa; Chordata; Actinopteri; Perciformes; Anarhichadidae
Product: fibroblast growth factor 20-like
Exons: 3
Coding region: 346-1029 (227 amino acids)
Molecular function (GO): growth factor activity
Source: RefSeq, a predicted model, not a curated record